This is a messenger RNA of Porites lobata, 715 nucleotides long. NCBI's taxonomy places the organism in Eukaryota, Metazoa, Cnidaria, Anthozoa, Scleractinia, Poritidae. The record is from the annotation of a GenBank genome assembly.
ACAGAGCAUGUUCAUGGUGGCAGGCGAGAAUUCCACGGAGGAGUUAAAAAGACAACAUCAAGCCUUGAAAACUGCGUCGGUGAAAUCGAGAAUGGAAAGUAUUGAUUCCACUCUACCCUUGGAUCUGUUGCGGCCAGUUAACCAAUCGGGAGACAAGGGUGCGAGCUCAUGGCUUAUUGCAGUGCCUGUUGUCGAUCAAGGCUUGGUGCUGAAAAAAAAAGAAUUCAGAGACUUUCUGCGUUUGAGGUAUAAUAUGCCCCUGUCACACUUACCAAGCAAGUGUGUUUGUGGUGAGAAGUACAGCGUCUGUCAUGCCGUCAUGCAAAAAGGGAGGGUUCGAGGCGCAGAGACACAUUGGUGCUUGCAACCGACUUACCUCACUUAUUCGUAAGGUUUGCACCAACGUUGAAGUCGAACCACAACUACAACCUCUCGAUAAUGAGCUAUUCAACGUCAGAAGUGCGGUAACAAGCGCAGAGGCAUGACUGGACUUCAAGGCAGGAGGCUUUUGGUCUCGUGUAACCAGGGAAAAACAACAUCCACAAACUUCAAGGAGCAGGAGAGGGAGGAAAAGCGAAAGAACCAACAGAGGGUACAAGACGUUGAAAUGGGAUCUAUCACUCCCCUAGUUUUUGGAACCAACGGUGGGAUGGGAGCCGACUGCAACUGCUUUCUCAAACGCCUAGCCGACAAGCUCUCAGAAAAGAAUGAGGAA